UCUGUUCUGUCGUUUCUGCCGAGACUGUCUGGUAGAGGGAGAGACGGAACCACAAAGGAACAGAGAGGGCUAGAGUCGCGACUGCGACGAGUGGGAGGCAGUUCACCGAGCCGUCCCGUUACAUUAUCUGCUGUUAGUCAGUCAGUCGUGCCAGUGAUCCGGACGCGGUAAAAACGAGAGAGACGACGACGUGGCCGUUCCGGAAAAGAUCGUUUCGAGACAACCGGUCACCGUGAAAAUCAUCCGCAGAGUGUUUUGUAUAAUCUCGUUAUCGUUCUCGUCGUCUUCCUCGAUCGUAAUUUCUUUUCUAAACUGUACCGAAUUAAUAAAUAUAUUCGAAAAUAAUAAGUAAAAUAUACUUAUCGCCAAACGUUGUUACCAAACGCUGUGAAACGUUUACUGCGUGUGUGCGAAAAGUGCGCGCGAAUAUUGGCUCGAUUAGCCGGCAGCCGAUCCAAAGAACGAGCUGAGUCCCCGAUCGAUUCGAUUUCUUAUUAGAUUCGUAGGAUCGGUAUUAUUUUUACUUGAACCAAAGAGGAAAAUAACAUAAGAAUUUUUAGUGGUAAAAAGUUCGAAGAAGAAAUUGUCGAUCGUCAUCGAUAUAUCAACUCGACGAUUCAUCGAUCACUCGUAUCGAAUAACAGCGAUGAAGUGAACGGAUAACGCGGCGGGACGUUCCGCGGUUCCCGACAGUCGUGGCAGUGAAAGUACGUCACCCGGAGCUGUCUCCGCUUAUUCGAGAUUCUUUCUAUCAGAGCGGGUUUCCUCGACAUCAAAGAGAUCGGGUGACGAUCAUGCUUCUCGCUUAACAUUUCGCAUACGUACACCGUAUACGAACAGUGACCGUGAUAAAAGUGUCCUCUGCUUCCUUCCGUUUCCGUUUCGUCUUCUUUUUUUUUUUUUUUUUGCCACUGAUUCAUUGACGAUUCAUCGACAUCUCGGUACCGCGGCCGGAAAGCGAAUCGACCAGGAUCGAUACCGAUCGAGAUAUAUCAUCACCAGUUGGCAACGAUGACCGUGAUUAUGGAGGAAACAAACACGUUUGUUACGUGGCCGUCCCGUCUGAAGAUUGGAGCAAAGUCGAAGAAAGAUCCGCAUAUAAAGGUCGCGGGUCGACCCGAUGACGUGCGAGCUGCAAAGGAAAAAAUAAUGGAAAUUUUAGAUACAAGGCAAAGCAACAGGGUAACCAUGAAGCUGGACGUUAGCUACACGGACCAUUCGCACAUCAUUGGGAAAGGUGGGCUAACGAUUAAACGGGUGAUGGAGGAGACUGGAUGCCAUAUCCAUUUUCCGGAUAGUAAUCGGAGCAAUCAUCAGGAGAAAAGCAAUCAGGUGUCCAUAGCUGGAGAAAUGGAGGGUGUCGAACGUGCCCGUGCUCGUGUCAGGAAUCUUACGCCUUUGAUCUUUUCGUUCGAAUUGCCAAUAAUGAGCUCGUCGCAAGCCUUACCGGAUUCCACGACACCCUAUCUGGUCAAAAUCCAAGAGAAGUAUAACGUUCAAGUGAUGUUCCGUACGAGACCGAAAUUACAUGCCACCUUGGUUGUGGUGAAGGGUUGUGAAUGGGAGGUAUCUCAAGUGAAAGAAGCGACCGUGCUUCUGAUCCACUACAUGUGCCAAAACUUAGCUAGUCAAAUACAAGUACAAAUAUCGAUGGAGAUUUCACCUCAACAUCACAGCAUCGUGUUGGGGAAACAGAGCAGUAAUUUGAAGAUGAUAAUGCAACGUACGGGCACACAGAUAAUGUUCCCAGACGCUGGUGAUCCAAAUAUCCCCAGCUUAAAGAAAAGCAACGUUACGAUCACAGGUGGCAUUCACAACGUUUACUUGGCCCGGCAACAGUUAGUGGGAUCUCUGCCUCUGGUCCUCAUGUUCGAUCUUCCCGAGGACUCGAUGUCCUCGGUCGAUACCGACAAUAUAUCUCAACUGAUGCAAUCCCUGGAUGUGUUCAUAAACGUGAGGCACAAACCGAAACAGAAUACACUCUCUGUGAUUAUAAAAGGGAUCGAACGUAACGCCAGCAACAUCUAUGAAGCGAGGAAACAGCUUUUGGGUUUGGACGAGCCCCGAGUUUAUGCAGAGAUACCGACUACUUAUUACAUCCCAAACGUUGGAAAUAUUUUUCAAGGAAACGGUUCCAGCAAUGGUUCCAGUCCUCCCAGCAGUCUGGUCAGCAGCCUCUCGGACAAUUUGUCGAACAUACUAACGAUAAAUACGCAGACUUCUCCUUAUUGCAUGUCACCUAUUUCUCAUUCGCCAAGUCCUCUGGGCUUGUCGCCUCAUUGGGGUUUACCACCGAUACCGUCCAUGUUUUCACCAUUGCCACUCCAUCACACUUACACGUAUCAGCAGCACCUUAAUCAUUUGCUGACAACGCAGCACGUGAUGCAUAACAACGCAAUACCUCCUCAUACUCAUGCACAACAGAAUCACGGUUUUUCCGGUAUCGCACAACUUCACUCGAACGUGCCUCCUGGCUUUCACAGUAUUCAUGGAUUGAACGGUAAUUCGUUGACAGACAGCAAGGAAGGUAGUGCAUACUCGUCGUUGAGCAGCAUGUCCAGUUCUCUAUCUAGUCCAGCUAUCAGUCCUCGUAACAUAUCUCCAGUUAAUCCAACGGAGAAUAGUCCUAAUAUAGAUUUAUCCAGCAUGUUAUCCGAUCUCACGGUACCCGAUCGUCGUGCACCGGGUUGCGAGAAGAAAUCGCUGGAAAUGGCUGUGCAACAAAAUCUUGUUCCUUUCGAUUACGAGCAGAAAAAGCUCUUGGCUACGAAAGCGAUACAAACGAAGCCGGCUACUAACGAUUAUCGCGUUCCUACUUCCGCUUGGUCUGGCUACGGUCUCAGUCAAACCAUUCCUCCUAUAAGUGCGACUGAUUUGAACAAGGAAUUGACCACCUCUCAUCCAUCCGAUCUGUGGAAGGAACCAACAUCGUCGGUAUUUAGCAGAGACAUUGACUUUGGAAUCAAUUCCGGCAAAGACCGUGUCGGUCAGAUCGGCAUAAAUUCAAACUACUUAGAGCAUACGCCUAGCGCGCACCUCAAGAAUAUCACGUCUAAUCGGUAUGACGACUUGACCAGCAUGCUGACUUCCGUUGGAUUGGAAAAAUACAUUCGCCUGUUCACAUCUCACGAAGUGGACAUGGCUACCUUUCCUUCGCUGACGGAAAAAGAUCUGUGCGAAAUUGGGAUAACCGCUUGGGGCGCGAGGCGUAAAAUAAUGCUGUUAAUCGCUGAAAUGAACAAGCGGACUAGUCCAUUCUGCGGUAGUGCUGCGCCUGGCGCGGAACGUAAAACGACCACAUCUACGACCUCGUCGUCAAUGGAGAAGUGUAAUCUGGAUACCAAAUGGUAGCAAAGACGAAGAAUUGUUACGAAUCUCGCAAGAGUUCGUGAAGACGAAAUCGGACAGGACCGCGUUGUACUUAAAAAGUUCGCAUCACAGAUCCGAUCCUUGGAACGAUAAUCGAGAUUGAGAAAUCGAAAAUCACGCGGGCCAUUUCGCCGACUCGACAGUAGGAUCAAAGUGGUAUAAUUGGUAUGUUAAUUUGCGAUUCUAGGCACCGAAAGAAUAGGCGGUUGAUUCUUUUUGUGGUCGAGGAUCCAUUUUUUUUUUAUUAUUAUUAUUAUUUUUUUUUUUUUUUUUUUUUUUUUUCCCCUCCAUAGAAUCCUCGAUUCACGCGGUCAGAAGGUGUCUUAGGUUAAGGAACUCGUUGCUACUUUCGUUUCGUUAGCUUUUUUUUUAUGUUAUGCUAAUGGUCUUUCUAUCGUGGUCGCGCGAUAUAUAUUCGACGAAUCGAUGAUUUUUUUCGUAUCGUAUUUUUUUUGUAAACGGAGCGUGGAACGCGAUGCUCCGACUUGUUGUGUCGUUUCGACGCGUUGUAUCGUAUGUGUUUUUGUGUAAAACGGUGAAAAGUUCGUGAUACGACUGAAUGAUAGGCGUACGGUAUGAAUUAGUGAUAACGGUUAAAUUAGUACAACGAAGUGCGUAAAAAAAAAAAAAAAAAAAAAAGAAAAAAAGAAAAAAAAAGAAAAAGAAAAAAAGUAAGACUUCGAAACUAUUGUUUACGCGCGAUGGGCGAGGGAUGUCCCGUACGUUCGGCGGUCUUUCGCUUUAAGUAAUGUUAAAAUAUUUAAUCUCGACUAAGCUCGAAAUUCGGCAAAACGCGGAGUGUAAGCAGCUUUCCUCGCAGCAGCCGCGUUUUCGAGUUUUACAUUGUAAUAAAGUAUUUAUUAUUCACUCGCGAAAGACGACGAAUGCACGUCGAGUUAUUGCAAAUGAUUCUUCCACGAAGCGAAUCGAAGGAGGCGGUUAACGAAACGUCUGGGGAAUAUUUCGAAUCGAGUAUCUUUAAUAUAUAGAGAAAAGUUUUUCUUUGAAAUAUCAAAAAUAUCCUGAUUCGAGUUUAAUUGUAACAUUAAUUUAUAUAAAAUUUGCCUGCCGAACAAAUUUGCAGCUAAAUAAUCUUCGAUAAUCGGUCGUCGUAAUUUCUUUUCUCUUUCUUCUUUUAUUUAUUUUUUUUUUCUUUUUUCCUUUCCUAGCAUGUACGUACUCGAUAAAUAUUCGAGGAACGAUAUUUUUUGUCGCAUAAAGCUGCAUAUUCAUGUUCUGGUUCAUAUAUUAUUACGUCAUUAUACAAUAAUUAUUUUACGAAGAUAAAAUUAUUCGCUCUACGUAAAUUAUUAAUAUUUUAUAUCUUUUUUUUCUGUCAAUAUAUGAACUGUUCGGCUAUGAAUUCGUUCUUUGCUCAUCACAAAAAUGUAGGAAUAUCCACUCGCAAUUUAGGUAAUCGAUUUGUCGAUGGCGGCCAGCGAUAAAAGUUACAUCUUGUUUGUCGAAUAACUGGAUACAUCGCCUCAGCAAAAUUUAUCGAGAAAGAGCAAUUUUACCGUUAAAAGUUUUUGACUGAGUCUAUUGUGAAUAAAAAUUCACAAUAAGAAUUCACAAUUAUUUAAGCAUAAAUUAUUUUCUUUUGGUAUUUUUUUAUGCUUGAAAAUUAUCGAAAUAUUAGAAAAGAAAUAGACGUUACGUGUUCUUCAUUCGUGCAAAUAUAUAUGCGCAUGCGCGUGUAAGUGAGACUGUGUCCAAUCGUCGUUCUCGUUUCUAAUGUAUGUAUUGUAAACUGUUUCAUUGAUAAACGAAAACACAUUCGGUCCAAAUUCGAUUUUCCUUGUCCGAUCGUUAUAAUGAUCGAAUAAUGAAAAUUGCAAUUUGUUAUGCCUUCGUAACGAAGAAUUAUCGUUUUUGUUUUUGCGAUAGCGAUGAAACGUGAUAGAGCGUUUGAUCGUAACAUCGAUCGUCGUUUCUCAGAGAAAACUUGAUCGAUGAUCCAAAAUUUAUUGGCGCGAGUUUAUAAUUGUUUUCUUUGUAUUUUUUUUUUUUUCAUUUUGUUUUUCGAAAUUCUUAAAAUCGAUCGAUCAAUGCUAUUUCUCAAAUAAAUGCGUUAAACUAUUCGUCGAUGUUCCUAUCUACAGAAAAAAAAGUUAUAUAAUGUAUAUAUGUAUAUUUACACACACGCAUACACACAUAUGUAUGGACGUACGUAUGUAUGUAUGGGAAUUGAUUUUGAUUUUGCGCGAUUCAGCCGGUUAAUUAAUUGUCGCGAAAAAUUAGAAUUAAAAAGAAAGAAAAGAAGAAAAAGAAGAAAAGAUGAAAAAAAAGGAAACGAUGAUAGGUAAUAGGCGACAAUGAAAUGUACAAUACCUAACAUUCGGACAUUGCGAUGCAAGCCAAUGGUUCAUCCUGUUUCCUGUCAUCUUUAAAAAUGGCAAUUUUCUUGACGUAUCACUCUUUCUCUUUCUCUCUUUCUCGAUCUAUCUCGUACGCUUGGAAACUUGGAAAACAUUUUCUUUAAAUUGACAUUUUCUUUAAUUUUUUUUUUCUUUUAUUUUUCUCUUUUCUAUGCAUACGAACGAAAAAAAAAACAAAGUGAAACGAAGAAGAAGAAGAGAGAACGAAAGAUGUAUAUAAUGUAAAAAAAAAAUUGAACAGGAUCACUCGACUGACCGAACAUGCCUUUCUGGAGCAUGCUUCUACGCGCAGAAUAAUAAUAAAUAUUGUCGAUAUAUUACCGAAGAUGGUGCAUUUGCGACGCGUAAUAUAUUGAUAAGAUGCGUUGUUUUGUAAAAAAUAUAUGUAUAUGUAUAUAUAUAUAUAUAUUUAUAUAUCUAUCGUGAUGGCAAUUUGAUCAUGCACCGUCAUAUUUUUUUCACAAUCCGCAUUGAAACGAUAAAAACAAUGAAAUAUGAUUCAAAGGAAUCGUGUUAUCGGAAGGUAACGAAUAAAACGGAAUGCAACGUUCCGACUCGUUUCGUAACGUUACGCGUUUUAUCUCGUAUACUUUGUCGAUGCGAUCUCGUAUUUCUUUCGACCAAAAAAAGAAAGAAUAAUACGUUUGUCUAACAAUGUGAUUUGAUGUAGCUUUCAUUAGUGCCUAUAAAAAAAGUCAAGAGAUACUACGAUUUAACAGAGACUUAGUAUUAGCGGGAUGCGGUAGAAUUAUUUAUAUCUAUGUAAAUAUCUCAGGUCGUACAAGAUAAAAUCGCGCUCGAGAUUUUUUUUUAAAUCGACGAAAUAAUGAAAUAGGCGUGGCUAUAGCAUCCCUUGAUACGUGCAAUUUAAUAAAUUUUUUGAAUCGUUGGAACGGCGAUCGCAUGCUCGCAAAACGCACGUAUUA
Molecule: messenger RNA, 6673 nt
Organism: Apis laboriosa (Himalayan honeybee)
Lineage: Eukaryota; Metazoa; Arthropoda; Insecta; Hymenoptera; Apidae
Gene: BicC
Product: protein bicaudal C homolog 1-B
Exons: 13
Coding region: 1012-3351 (779 amino acids)
Cellular component (GO): cytoplasm
Molecular function (GO): RNA binding; protein binding
Source: RefSeq, a predicted model, not a curated record